AAAAAGGUGGAGAUGGACUGGGCCCGAGAGGCUGCGUCCGGUCGCGGGGGUCCCGUCCCAGCAGAAGGGGCGUCGGCGGCAAGCCGGCGGGGGCGGCUGCCGGAGGAGGCGAGGAGGCCAGCCGACCGCCGCCCCUGCUCCGCCGCGCAUGUCCCUGAGCUCUGUCCCGGCCGGGCGGCCGUCAAGGCGGCGGCGCCAACCCGUCGCGGCGCCCAACUACCCCGUGGCUGCCACCCAGGAAGCGGAGCGGCCUCCGCUGAGGGCCUGGGGCCUGCGCAGGACGCCAGUCCAAGCUACACUGUCAUCCUUGAAGAUGUUAGAUGUGGAGAAGUGGUCAAUCUUUUCCCUUUGUUCUCAUGAAGAGCUGCAGUUAAUUCGUCAGGCUUGUGUCUUUGGCAAUGCUGGCAAUGAAGUCUUAUAUACUACAGUAAAUGAUGAGAUUUUUGUGCUUGGUACAAACUCCUGUGGCUGUUUGGGGCUAGGUGAUGUCCAGAGUACCAUUGAACCUCGGAAACUGGAUUCUUUAAGUGGUAAAAAGAUAGCCUGCCUCAGCUAUGGGAGUGGUCCACAUAUUGUCCUUGCAACAACAGAAGGAGAAGUCUUUGCCUGGGGUCAUAAUGCUUAUAGCCAGCUGGGCAAUGGGGCAACUAAUCAUAUCUUAGUGCCCUGUCACAUCUCUACUAAUUUGUCAAACAAACAAGUCAUUGAAGUUGCCUGUGGGUCUUACCAUUCUUUGGUGUUAACAUCUGAUGGAGAGGUAUUUGCCUGGGGUUAUAAUAACUCUGGGCAGGUAGGAUCUGGAUCAACAGCUAACCAGCCCAUCCCUCGAAAAGUCACUGGCUGCUUACAGAAUAAAGUAGUUGUAAACAUCGCAUGUGGGCAGAUGUGCUCAGUGGCAGUGCUAGACUCUGGGGAGGUCUUUGCCUGGGGUUACAAUGGGAAUGGGCAACUCGGUCUUGGCAGCAGUGGCAACCAGUCAAAUCCCUGUCGAAUAGCGGCUCUACAAGGCAUUCGUGUCCAGCGGGUUGCCUGUGGCUAUGCACAUACAUUGGUAUUAACUGAAGAAGGCCAAGUGUAUGCCUGGGGUGCAAAUUCUUAUGGUCAGUUGGGCACUGGCAAUAAAAGUAACCAGUCUUACCCUACGCCUGUUUCUGUGGAAAAGGACAGGAUCAUAGAGAUUGCAGCCUGCCACUCUGCACACACCUCUGCAGCAAAGACGCAGAGCGGCCACAUCUACAUGUGGGGCCAAUGCCGGGGCCAGUCAGUCAUCCUGCCUCACCUCACCCACUUCUCCUGCACAGAUGAUGUGUUCGCCUGCUUCGCCACCCCUGCUGUCACAUGGCGCCUCCUGUCUGUGGAACCUGAUGACCACCUCACAGUGGCUGAGUCAUUAAAGAGGGAGUUUGACAAUCCUAAUACUGCAGACCUGAAGUUUCUGGUGGAUGGAAAGUACAUUUAUGCACAUAAAGUCCUUCUUAAAAUCAGGUGUGAGCACUUCCGUUCUUCUUUUGAAGACAGUGAAGAAGACAUUAUAGAAAUGAGUGAGUUUUCCUAUCCUGUCUAUCGUGCCUUCCUGGAAUACCUGUACACAGACAGCAUCAGCCUCUCUCCUGAGGAGGCAGUAGGACUGCUCGAUUUGGCUACAUUUUAUAGAGAAAAUCGUUUGAAAAAGCUCUGCCAGCAAACUAUCAAGCAAGGGAUCUGUGAAGAGAAUGCCAUUGCUCUGCUCUCAGCUGCUGUGAAGUAUGAGGCUGAGGAUUUAGAAGAAUUCUGCUUCAGGUUCUGCAUAAAUCAUUUAACUGUAGUAACACAAACUUCAGGCUUUGCAGAAAUGGACCAUGAUCUCCUGAAGAACUUUAUCAGCAAAGCGAGCAGAGUUGGAGCUUUUAAAAAUUGAUCCUCACCUGCAGAAAAGAAUUUUCAAAAGCAUUUUUCUUUUCCUUGCAAAAUCCUGAGGAUAACUUCUAUCUAACAGUAUUCAUGAUGAGCUACCACUUGGCUAAAAACAUACAUUUUAUCAAAAGAGGAUAGUAGCCUGUCUUCCCCAUUUGCUAAAAUCCAAAGUUUACAGAGAACAUAUUAAGUGUUACCAUAUGACUGUGCUCAAGGGGGAAAAAAAUGUCUUAUUGUAGUUGCUAUUUCUUCUUUCAAAUCUUUUGAGUUGGACAUUUUGGUAUAAUUAUGUGCUUUCUGAUGAAAUGUUCCAUUAUUCAGCAAGAUGAUAUCACAUAUAUAGCUUGUCAAAGGAAGCUGUCACUACUCUAUUUCUGUAUCCAGCAAAGUGCCUUGCAUACAAUAGGAACUCAGUCAAUUUAUUACAAAGAUAAAGUAUACUCUAAGAACAGCUUUAUUUGUGUAAUACUGGAUGAAGGUUUAAUUUGCACCCCAAAACCAUUUGAAAUAGUUGGCAGUUACCGAGAUUCAUAUUUCCUCUGGUACAUUGUUCUGAGAUGCAUUAAUUAGAACUUAGAAAGCCUUGGCAAUUAAAUUGCCAAAAGCCCAAGGGCUAAUUCUAAUUUUCUAUUUAAUCUGAGUCAUUAAUUGUUAUAUGAAAUUAUUGAUAAGCAGUACUGUCCUUAAAUGAACAUCGUUUCUGGGCUUAGCUGCCUUACCUAAUUUCAGAAUAUACUGUUUUUUUGUGUUGAGAGAUUUGCCUCAAGUAAAAAUCAUUGUUUUUAUUGCAGUCAACUUUUAUGCCACUGUAACCAGGUCUCUUAGCAUGGCACAGUAUAAAGUACUGAGAAGGAACUAAUACACUUCAUGGAUGACUUUAACAAGAAUGAAAUAAUUUUAUACUUUUUACAUCAAGUUACCCAACUAUGAAAGAGGAAAUGGAACAGGAUGUAGGAUACAGUGUCUAAUUCUUCUAAUAUAUAUUUUACAAUAUAUUACAUAAGCAAAACUUUUGAAAUUAGAAACCUUAUUCUGAUGAUGAACUAUUUGAUAAUUAAAGUGUUUAUUUACAAAUAAUAAUGGUUUAUUUCCUAGGAAGUGACAAAAUGAUCUUUUAUGUCUUACAUAGUUUAGAUAUACAUAAAUCCAUUUGAUAUAAGCUUAUAAUUUAAAGCAGCAACUCAGAUAAGGUGUUAUAGGAAGCCUACCCUGAAACAUAGUUCAGACAAUUGCCAUUUACAUUAUUGUCCGUGACUGCCUUUUAUUGAUGAUGCUCUUCAGUUUUUAUUUUUUAUACUUUAUCUAGUAGAGGAAAAGUAGUCUAGAUGUUUAUAGCUGUGAAUCAGAAUCCUACUUUCAGGACUAUGGCUUUAUUCAAUUACUUAUUUUAAACAUUAGCUAUAGGGCUGGGUGGUGACACGCCUGGCUGAGUGAAUGUUACAGUUUGCAAGGACCCCACCUGUAGGGGCAAGCUUUGAGUGGUAAAACAGUGUUGUUGUUGGUCUGUCUCUCUCUCUAUUUUCUCUCUCUAUUUUCUCUCUCUAUUUUCUCUAUUUUCUCUCUCUCCCUCCCUCCCCCUUCCCCUCUCCUUGAAUUCUCUCUAUCCAAUAAGUAAAAAUUAGCUAUAUACCAUUGCUUUUCAUUUAUUGGUAUUUUUGCCAUUCUAUCUAGCAAAGAAAUCUUUAGUCUUAGCUCUUUGUUUUAUUUUGAACUACUGCUAUCAAUAGUUCUGGUAGAUAACCACAACUUCCCUUUCUGUCCUUUCCUCCUUCUCCUCUGCUAGCUGAUUAAAAUCUUUAUAUCACUACACUAUCUUCCUAACUUCUAUAUCAUCACAAUGUUUUCCAUACCUUUUCUUUAUUCCCUAUUUCUGACAGGGUUUUCUGUCAGUGCCUCUUUCCUUCAUUAACUCAUUUCAUGUGAAAAUUAGAACUAGAAGGGAAAUAAAUUUAGACAUGAAAAAUGGAGUAAUUUAAUUUGUCCCAAAGGGACUAUCCUUUACCAACUUUACAUUGGGUUAAUAACUAGACUUCCAGAAUACAGAUAUUAAGGACUUUUAUUCUGAUUUCCUCAGCUUUGUCAUUUGUACUGCCAUUUAUCUUAUGGCUCUUUUUGUUGUUAUUUUGCAUCUUGUAGUCUUGACAAGACUACAUGAUUUAGAAAUACAAAUUCUUUCUUCAAAAUGAAUUACCAUAUCUCCUGCUCCACCCCCCAAUUACCUCUGAAGUUCACUUGACUUCCUUCUCCCUUGCAGAGCACCUCCAUUCCCUUUGAUAACCCCAGUUCUGCACUCCCAGCCCAAAGUUUUGUCUUUAUUUGACUUGUUCCCUUGCCUUUCUUUAUCUCAUAUGACUAAAAGUAUUAUGUAGUUUGCUCUGUAUAAAUCCCUUUAUUUCUUAUAAGACUGGUUAAUAUUAAACAAUUCCUUUAACAUUGUCA
Erinaceus europaeus (western European hedgehog) is the source of this 4332-nucleotide messenger RNA. RefSeq names its product RCC1 and BTB domain containing protein 2 (gene RCBTB2). NCBI's taxonomy places the organism in Eukaryota, Metazoa, Chordata, Mammalia, Eulipotyphla, Erinaceidae. The transcript is spliced from 12 exons. The record is from RefSeq and is a predicted model, not a curated record. The coding region runs from base 149 to 1897 and encodes 582 amino acids. Gene Ontology annotation, molecular function: protein binding.